Messenger RNA from Cetraspora pellucida, 345 nucleotides. The record is from the annotation of a GenBank genome assembly. NCBI's taxonomy places the organism in Eukaryota, Fungi, Glomeromycota, Glomeromycetes, Diversisporales, Gigasporaceae.
AUGAAAAAAAGUCCAGCCACAUUUGCUAACCAAGAAGUGGAGCAAGAUAAUAUUGCACAUGCUGAAGUUGACUAUAUUGACAUUAGAGAUUUUAUUGAACAUAAAAUUCAAAAGUUAAUAAAUAAUAAGGAAACAACUUACCAGACACAUUUAUUAGUACAUAUAGAUGUAGCUGUUCAAGAUAUGACUUUAAAGGAAGUUGCUGAUCUUGUCAUUGUCAAAGUUGGAAAUAGAGACAAUUAUUCAUGGAAGACUGCAAGAGAAUGGUAUGAACUAUAUGCCAUUGUAGUUGAUGUUGAGGGAGCUAGGUUUCCAAUUGCUUAUCUAGUGAUCAACACAACGAAG